AAUUAGUUUAAUUAUUUUCUGAUUUUGUUAUUUUCAUACUUGUAGACAUGAAUUUUUCCAUAGAACCGUACAAUUAAAUAGGUUCUAGGUAGCGCGGAACUCGAUAGUUUCUUGUCUAUGCUAGCGUAUAACCAAACGUGGCAGAUCCCUAAUUCUAUAGGAUCUUGUAUAUGCUAGCAUAUGUCACAUUCAGCACUUAGCCACAUAAUGCAGCACUAGUCCGGAAGUCACCAGAACCAUAAACGUGGGCACUCUCAUUUCUUCUUUGGUAAAAGUAAAUAUGUCUUUACUGCUGGCUAGUAACACCCGAAUUUCACUAGUAGGCAACCAAUAGCUGCAGCAACAGUAUUCACAUUUUGUUUAUGUUUAUUCUUUCAUCUCGUUGGAUAGAUAAUAGGAAUUAAAUUCUUAGGUUCAUGGAUAAUACAACAAUCUGAAAGCAAACAAAUUUUAUACAAAAUUAGAGAUUUAUGUUUUAUAAUAAAAUUCAAAAGGUAGACCUAUAUUAUAAAUAACUUUCAUAUAUGCUUAUACACUUACCAGUGAACAAUAAUUAUAUAAUUUUUUUUUACUUAAAUGCCUGUAAAAUCGUAAUAUAAAAAUGUUACGUUUUUUUUAUAAUUUAAUAUAAAUAUUUUCUAAGAAUUAAAUAAAUAAUUUCUAAAAUUUUACAUUAUUUUAUAGCUCUUUUUUGUAUCUCAUAAAAUUACUUUUAUGACUAAGAUCGCUGACCACUGAUGAGAACCAAAUAAAUAUCUUCUAUAUAAGAUAAAAUAAAGUACAUAUAUUUAUGUGAUAUUGUUUCGUCACUUUAUUUUAUUAUAAAUUGAGAUAUAUAUGCAAAAAUUCGCUUAUGAAAAGUAGAAAUAACCUAACUGAGGAAUUUAAUUUGUAAUAUUGCCAACAGAGUUCUAAAGCAAAUGAUAGCAAUAUUAUAAUCAAAUCCAUAUCUGUAGUAUACACAUUACACAUGUGUCGUGGCGCCAAAAUCUUAUACUAUUGCUGUACAAAUAGUAAAUUUUAUAUCAAUUGCUUUUACCGUAAUUUUCAUAUUUUCGAAGUUUUUCUCAGGUAGUAAUGAAGGAUGAGGAAUAUUACACAGUAUUUUGAGGACAAUGUACAGUCUACUAAUGACGUAUCGAUACAUUCUGAUAAUGAUACGAAAAAAGAAAUGAAGUAUAGAAAGGAUUCUAAAGGAAAGCGUAAUCGUGUUAAAAUUAAAAUAUCUCGAACGAAUUCUAACGAAAGAGUAUGUGAUAUUAUGGACAAUAGCAGUGAUAUGAUUGAUAAAACGCCUAGUCCAUUUGCUAAAAUAAAUAAUGAAGAUAAAGAUUCAUGUGAAACACCAAAAAAAUCUUUUCCAAAAAGUGUUCGAAAGCCCUCCAAACGAAACAAAUCAACAGAUCAAUCUUCAAGUUAUCUAAAUUUAGGAACAAAUGAUUUGGAUAUAAAAAAUAGAGAGCAAAGUAAAGAAGGUAAUGUUAAAACUCGAUUAAGCAGUAAUAAAAAGUAUAGAAAAGAAUUGAGUAAUAAGACAAAUAUUAGUGAAGAUAUAAGCAUAGAUAAUACACUUAAAAGUAGAGAAGUUAUUGAUGAUAUAGAGGUAGUAACUAUUGAUUCUAAUAAUGAGAUUGAAAAUAGUAGGGAAGAAUCAAAUGCUUUUCAAAUUCUAAUGAAUCGCAAUAAGGUAGUUCAAUAUGUCUCACCAAUAAAAGUUCUUCCUCAAAAUGAAGAAGUAAAUAGCAGAAAAUCAGAAGAGUAUAGAGAGAAACUAAAACGUUCUAAAGAAAAACUAAUAGCGUUAGCUGAUAAGAAAGGAUAUUCUAAAAGAAAACUUGCAGAGAUGGAAGAAGGUGAAAAAAUAGAACAAAUAAUACAAAAUCGUAUAAAGCUGUUUAAAGGUGAAGAGAGAAAGGAUAGUAACAUGAGUACAACUAUUUUAAAUCAUAAGCAAUCAGGUGGUAGUUUAUUAAAUUAUUUCAGCAAAAUUCCAAUGGAUUUAGUACAUACAAAUAUGGCAAAUAUGUCCACUAUUGUAGUAAAAGCUGAUGUACAUAUGACAGAAAACAAUGCUAGAUGUGAAUUAUAUAAGUCAGAUUUAAGUAGUACGAUACAAUCAAAUAAGAAACCUAAUAAAUUAGAAUUAUCUCAAAUGGAUGACAUUAGAAUCAUAGAAUCUGAAAACAUUAAUAUCUUGAGUAAUAAAAAAAAGCAACAAAAUGAACAGAAUCACAAGCAUAGAUGGUCGUUGCGAAUCAAACUUCAAACUUAUGAAAAUGAAAAUGCUUCAGCAGGUGAUACCAGCGAUGAAGAAUUAUUCUCACCAAGAAGUAAGGUUAAAUUAGAUAUGAAAAAUUAUAAAAAAUGUGGAUCAACUAGAAAUCUAGAUUCAGAAAACUUAUCAACAAAAAAUAGGAAUGUAAAAGAAAUAUCAAAGCCAGCAGAUGAAUAUACAAAAUUAAAGCUAGAGAAACGUGAACAUUCGGAAAGCUCAAAAAAUAACAAUAAAUGUUUAAAUAACAAAUCUGAGAAUAAACAGAAAUUUAUCAAGUGUGAUAAACAUGAUUCAACUUUGAUAAAAAAUAGUAACGUAAAGAACUAUAGUAAUACUAAUUUAGAAUAUACUACAGAAAAUAAACAAAAUGAAGAGGAUUGUAUGAUUAUCAAGGACAACAGUUUAAGGAGAAAAACAUUUGAUAAAUUAGCUCCUUUAUUUACCAAACGGAAAAGGCCAAAUCCAGAAAUAAUUGCAGCACGACGAUUGUUUUUACAGCCAGAUAUGACAGAUAAUAAUAGUAAAAAUAAAAAUCGGAAAGUAAAUGUUUGUAGUAUAUUACCAUUUCCACUCAUUAGUCAUGUUACACAGUUAAAUAAUUUAUCUUGGCAUGAAACUAACAUUUUUAAUAUCCCAAAAGAAAUCUGUAACAAUUAUGUUCCAAUUAUAGAUAUAAACGAUUUUAAAUCUUUAAUAGAUUUUUCCAAGAAAAAAUUGAUAGCUUUAGAAAAAAUUAACAAACCGAAAAUUGAAGAAGUAUUAACAGAUAUAGAAAAACGUUGUUCAAAUGUAAAAGACAUGUGGGAUGUUAUUUCAUUUAUUGUUAAGGAACAACCUAAUAAAAUAGUAUCUCCUAGAACAAAAACUAAAAAAAAUAAACAAUCGGGAAGAAAAGAAGUAAUAGAAUACAAAACUAAGGAGGAUCAAUUUGAAUACUGUAAUUGGACUUACAAAUACAGACCAAAAUGUUCUCAGGAAAUAGUUGGAAACGAAGAAGCAGUAGCAAAAUUGAGGGAAUGGCUGCUUGGGUGGAAACCGAUGUUUACCAAUGAGGAUGUUAGCAGUGGAGAUGAAUUUUAUUCAUCUGAUAGUUGUCAAACAAGAAUUAGUGAAAAUAAUCAAGUAGCUGUAUUACUCGGACCACAUGGCUGCGGUAAGACUGCGAGCGUAUAUGCACUAGCAGAUGAAUUUGGUUACAUUGUAUUAGAGUUAAAUGCAUCAUCUAGAAGAACAGGAAAAAAGCUUUUAAAAGAAUUAGAAGAAGCAACUAAAUCACAUCGAAUUAAGAAAAAUGAGAAAAUAUCUGUAUUUUGUGACCUAGUUUCAGAUGAAAUUAUGCCAAAGAAAAUACCACAAAACUCCCUCAUUCUUUUAGAAGAUGUUGAUAUUAUAUUUGAAGAAGAUGAAGGUUUUAUUUCUGCUACAUAUCAAUUAGCAUCAAAUUCAAAGCGUCCAAUUGUUAUGACGUGUAGAGACGUUUGUUCCCAUCUCAAUAAAAUGGCACCUCAACAAAACAGAAUUUAUUUUCAAGAGCCUGUUGGGAAUAGAGUUUGUGUUUUAUUAGAAUUAAUUUCAUUGGCAGAAACUGGUUAUAGACUUCCAUCUAAUUGUAUAACAGAGUUAUUGCAAAGCGGUGAUUUACGAAAAGCUAUAUUACAGUUACAAUAUUUAUUGUUAUCUGGUCCACCACGAAUAUUGGAACAGACCAUAAGUUUUAAAAAUUCAUUUUGGCAAAAUAUACGGUAUUAUAUACACAAGCCGGCAAUUAAAAUAACUAAGAGGGGGAAAAGGAAAAGAGUUGCAAGUAACGAAGUAACAAAUGAUGACAAAAACAUACUAAAUAAUAUAGCAAAUAAAUUAGAUAAUAUAGCUUUACUAUCAUCUCUAAUUGAAAUAGAAGAUUGUGCAUUAAAUCUGUGGCAAAAAAAAGCACAACCCAAUUUAUCUUUGGUCGAAAAUACUGCUCCAUAUUCAGCUUCUAGUAAUAUAUGUCUAGAAAUAGCUGAAUGGAUAGGUAGUAAAAUUAUAUGUAAAGAGGAAUUGAAUGACUACAAUGGGACACAAUAUCAAGAUAAUAUUAUGUUAAAAAAACAGUCAAAUAAAGGAGUAAAUGAAGCCUUGUCACAAACUACAUCGUUAUUGCUUGACCAUCAAAUUAUAGCUACAGAUUACCUCCCAUCUGUAAGAACAAUAUGUAGAGCAGAAGCAUUAAGGGCUAACAACAAUAAUAAAAGAAGAAAUCGGUUCUUUCAUUAUCUUCAUAAUUUGAAAGCACCAUCUACAUUAUUUCAACCUAAUAUUUUAGCGGCAGCAUGCAAAAUAAUGCACGAUAAAGUUGACAAUAAUAUACAAAGCGAAAAUAAUAGUGGUCUCUUAUAACGAUUAAUUUUUUGCAUUAAAUAUGUUAUAAACAUUUAUAAACAUAGUGCAAAUAUUAUUUUUAAAUAUAUAAUAAAUCAAAAGAAGCAGUGCAUGUUUAUAAAACGCUAGAAAAAUGAGUGUUAUUAUUUAAUUAUAUUUUACUUUUUAAUCCUUUUUUUUUUAAAGAAAAUAGAUUGUAGAUUGUUAGUCAUGCCUACUUUUAUAAUAUUAAAAACAUACAUAAAUAUUUUAUAUAUUAAUAAUGAAGCAAAAUACCUGUUAUCUUGAAAAAUAUUCAACAUUAUAUAUCUUUUUUCUAAGAGCAGUAAUAUUGUAUAAGCAUAGAAUUAAUGUAAAGUUGUAUUAUACAUAGUGCCUCCAAACUGUCUUAGGCUAACAGAUUAUGUCUUGAAUCUUAUGAUUACAUAAAUAAAAGAUAUAUUUAUUAUUAA
This is a messenger RNA of Bombus huntii, 5088 nucleotides long. It is a transcript of the gene elg1, whose product is annotated as ATPase family AAA domain-containing protein 5. NCBI's taxonomy places the organism in Eukaryota, Metazoa, Arthropoda, Insecta, Hymenoptera, Apidae. Gene Ontology annotation, molecular function: ATP binding; DNA clamp unloader activity; ATP hydrolysis activity. The record is from RefSeq and is a predicted model, not a curated record. The transcript is spliced from 5 exons. The coding region runs from base 1085 to 4654 and encodes 1189 amino acids. Gene Ontology annotation, cellular component: nucleus.